AUGGGGGCAGCUUCCGACGAGUGGACGCUUAGCGACGCCUUAAGGGACGGUCCUGAAGCAGAGCGGGACUGUGAAUUGGGCUACAUCAGCUCAGCACCGGAGGUCUUGUAUCAGCACACCUUGGAUCCCAGCCUCUCCGGUGCCACAGAUCUUUUGUCAUUGAUUCGCAACACAGUGGUAGCCUUGCUAGCCCGCAGUGGGCUGAUAGUCGAAUUGGUCUUCUCCUCUGACUUCAGGUGGAUCUAUGCCUUGAUCUCUGCUGGCGAAUCAGCCUUAGAGGAGCUUGCAGCCAAGCACAGCUAUCCAAGAGCACUGGAUUUGGAAUGUGUCGAUCCAGAGGCCACGGAGCCCUGCGACGCUCAGUAUGACCCGCUCUCCCUGGUUUUUCAGCGACAUGGAUGUCAAGAGGUCGUGGAGUUGUUGCGAGCACUGCGGCCUGAGGAACGGUCCAGCGAGGCAACUGUCCCAAAGGGCUCUUCUACACCCGAGGAUUCGGUUCGAGACGCUUAUUGCUGGUAUUUGCGAAGCCGUUUGAAGGGGGGAAAAUCAGCCGCCAUUGCAAAGAAGGAGGCUUUAGCUUCGUGGGCACCGAGGAGGAUCUUUUGCAAAGCACCUUCGACCGCCUGUGUGGAUCCCAUGGCCCAGAGGUGGUACGAGUCUCUCCUGGAUCUGCGCAGGUGCGGCACUUCCAGCGCUUGCAGGUGCAGCGUCUAG
This is a messenger RNA of Durusdinium trenchii, 714 nucleotides long. NCBI's taxonomy places the organism in Eukaryota, Dinophyceae, Suessiales, Symbiodiniaceae. The record is from the annotation of a GenBank genome assembly.